Molecule: messenger RNA, 3117 nt
Organism: Labrus bergylta (ballan wrasse)
Lineage: Eukaryota; Metazoa; Chordata; Actinopteri; Labriformes; Labridae
Gene: tspan33a
Product: tetraspanin 33a
Cellular component (GO): plasma membrane
Source: RefSeq, a predicted model, not a curated record
GGAUCAACUUUUUUCUUGGCAAUUAUCUCGGUCGGUUAAAUAAAACAAUACGUCAUAGAGAAAGUCAAUUGAAGGCUGUUUCUGAAAUCAUUUUCAUUUAUCAGUUUUUAGUGUGUCCUUUCUAUUUCACCUCAAAGAUGAGAUGUAGAGUUUGUCUGCUGAAGGUUUGGGCACCCUCUGCUUUGUUUGAGUUAGUUGAUCAUUAACUUCAGUAUUUUACAAAAAGUGUCCAGGAAAAGGGUGAAGGAGAGAUAACAACAUGCACACAAACUCACACAGCACCCGUUUACUGCUCAGCCAUUGGACACGUUCUCUUUUUACUUUGCAAACCAGGAAUGGUUGAUCAGAUUUUACCUCAAAGAAUGUAGAGCUCAGAACCAACCAUCCUCUAACAGUCAACAAUAACUAAUGUGAUUUCAUGACAAACGCAUUAACAAAGAAGUAGUGUGGUUUAGUUAGUAAUACCAUUUUGCAGGCAGACUUCUUUCCCACAACAGUAAGUUAAUAAUUCAACGACUUUUGACCGUAAAGAAUGCAGUUGAAACCUUUCAGCAAAGCUCAGCAGUGUAUCAAAACCAAAGUUCAUGUCAGUGGGUUGGAGUGUCAGGGGCUUGUAACAUAAGCAGAUUUCUCACUUACGACAUUUUAAAGCAGGUCUGUUGCUGCAGAUUAGACUUGAUGGGAUUUGGUCGAGUGUAAGGAGACUUUGUUGUUCCUGGCCAAGAAACUAUAUCAGAAACAGAGAACUUUAAACAAACCUGAAUGAGAGUGUUGGCAGUGUUCGAGCUGUGAGCAUUACUUCUUGCCGUGUAGUAACAGGAUCAGGCCGUGCAAAAACUUGAAGCUCUUCAACAUGGAAUGUGUUGUUGUCAUUUCUGUUGCCUCUGGCUACACUACAUACAGUAUAAGACACACUGAAGAUUACAGCAAAAUGCAUGGUUCCUUUCUAGUCUAGGACGUCUGUAAUCAUAGGAAAUUGCAUACAAUAUUGGGGGGGGGGGCAAUUGUUUGCUUCAGGUGUCAUGCCUGGUGUAUUCACUGUGAAACUAAACCUUUAACAAAAGAGGGCAAACAAAUCCAGCUUUGCUCUCCCACCCUGAGAGGUGCAUGAAAUGGAUCCAUUUCAUUCAGGAAGGUAGGAGUGUUUCAGAGUGCUCCCUUUUAUUCUAUUGAGGCCGAGAGGGGAGCUCUGAGUGAAAGAGUCCUUAUUCUUCUUUUUUUGUUUUUUAAGGAAAGGUACAGACAGCUGCCAGGUCGAUUAAGUCAAAUGGAGGCAGAGAGGAAGGAAGAAUCUCCUUCUCUACAUUUUAAAUUAAAAAACAUGUGGUCCUGUUGUUUAACACUGAUAGUACUUUGAUUAUUAAGACAUGGACGAUGUUGAUUUAUAGGAAAUUAGCUUCUAUCUGUCUGUGCACUGUGACUCAUAUUAAUCUGUUUUUUUGGGGGGAUGGUGCCACUCCUCGGACAAGUAUGAACAUAGAAAGCAUUCUUCUCUCUCUGUGAUAAUUGCCCUGGUGAUGAUUUCGAUUGGUGUGUACGCCCGCAUGAUGAAACAUGCAGAGGCGGCUCUGGCAUGUCUCUCCGUGGACCCCGCCAUGAUGCUGUUGGUGAUCGGGGUCCUCAUGUUUUUCCUCACCUUCUGUGGCUGUGUGGGCUCCCUGCGAGAAAACAUCUGCCUCCUUCAAACAUUCUGUAUCUGUCUGACUGUGAUCUUCUUGCUCCAGCUGACUGCUGGGAUCCUGGGCUUCAUCUUCUCUGAUAAGGCUCGGGAUAGAGUGACUGAGAUCAUCAAUAAGGCCAUCGUCCACUACAGAGAUGACAUUGAUUUACAAAACCUCAUUGACUUUGGCCAGAAAGAGUUUGACUGCUGUGGAGCCGUGACAUACACUGACUGGUCUAAGAACAUGUACUUCAACUGCAAGACAGAUAACCCGAGCAGAGAGCGCUGCUCCGUCCCCUUCUCCUGCUGUAUACUAUCCGAAGACAAGCUGGUUAUAAACACCAUGUGUGGAAUGGGCGUGCAGGAUUUGGAGUACGUUCAAGCGGGAGAUCACAUCCACACCAACGGCUGCAUAGACAAACUGGUGGACUGGAUCCACAGUAACCUGUUCAUACUGGGAGGCGUAGCACUGGGACUUGCAAUACCACAGCUGGUCGGCAUCCUCUUGUCCCAGAUAUUGAUCAACCAGAUCAAAGACCAGAUCGAGAACCAGAACUACUACAUCCAACACCGUUCAGACCCGUGGAGCUGAUCCAGACCACAUCAGACCUGAUCAUCAGUUUUGAGAGGAGAACCUUAGUUCUCUGACAGAACAUCUGUCUCCUUUGCCUGGAGUGAACAUUCAGAGUCGUUGCCUUCGUCCUUAAGACACAAGACUUGUGUUCAGUGUGGAUGAUCCUUUUAUGUGUCUUUAAAUAAUUUGCAUGGAGGUGGACUUCAAGUCACAUAAAGGAAACCGAUGGUGAAAUAGGACACUGUCGCCACCUAGGGGACAUAGACGUUACUCGAAUUGAAUAAAAUCGUUUUUUUUGUAGUUUCCUGUUACUGAUAGGUUUUUUUCUGUGUAAUCUUGAACAAGACAAUCAUUCCAUUAAUGUGAAAGACUCAAAAUUGAAGCAGAAUUUAAUGGAUCAAUGCAUUUUGAUAUCAGCUGUAUCAAAGAAGCUUCAAAUGUUACUGAAAAAAAUGAUUUAUAUUCAUGAACACGAUGAUUUUGUAGACUUUUUUUUUUAGGAUUCAAGAAUGUCCAGAAUUGUUUCUUAUGGCUGCCAGAAUCAGUGAAAAUACAUCCAAUAUUUUGUUCUGAGUCAUUUUUUAUUGUGUUACUAGCAAUGGAAAAAAAAAUUCAUGCACGUUUUCUUUUUCAUUUGUUUUUUAAAAGUUGUUUUAAAAGGACAGGUCAUCCUCCUUGAUGCAUUGUUGAACAUAAGCAUGAGAUAUGCACAUAUGUCAGUGUGUAUUUACUGUAUGAGUCUCAUGUUUUCCCAAGUUGAUCUUAAUGCCAAAAGUAAAAUAAACAGUUUUUACAACAUGAGCUGUAAAGAACAUGUUUGCGCCAAUGGUCAUACUGUCCAUAAAGCUAUGUUGGGCUGCUUAGUUGUCCUACCGUGACCUCA